Molecule: messenger RNA, 1239 nt
Organism: Megalops cyprinoides (Indo-Pacific tarpon)
Lineage: Eukaryota; Metazoa; Chordata; Actinopteri; Elopiformes; Megalopidae
Product: dentin sialophosphoprotein-like
Exons: 3
Coding region: 1-1239 (412 amino acids)
Source: RefSeq, a predicted model, not a curated record
AUGAGAGAUGACAGCCGUGGAAGCGAGGAGAACAUUCGCAGGAGUUGGAUUAAAGUCUUUAACAUCAACCUGAAGAGCGAGGAGGACAACAGGUUUGCCAGCGAGAGCCUGAAGUUGGUUACCACUGGUGAUUUGGCCACUACUGAGCCCCAGGCAGUGGGCACCUCCCUGACCAGCGACUCGGCCAGCGAUGUCAGUGACAGCCCGGAGAGCGACGAGAGCUCGGAUAGUUCAAAAGCUGGUGACUCAUGCAAAUCAGAUUCCAGUUCAUGCAACCAAGAAGACUCAAACAAUUCUAACAAUCCAAGUGAUUCCAGUGACUCCAGUGAUUCAAGUGACUCUAGUGACUCUAGUGAUUCCAGUGACUCUAGUGACUCAAGUGAUUCCAGUGACUCUAGUGCUUCCAGUGACUCCAGCAGCUCCAGUGAUUCUAGUGACUCUAGUGAUUCCAGUGACUCCAGCAGCUCCAGUGAUUCUAGUGACUCUAGUGAUUCCAGUGACUCCAGCAGCUCCAGUGAUUCUAGUGACUCUAGUGCUUCCAGUGACUCCAGCAGCUCCAGUGAUUCUAGUGACUCUAGUGAUUCCAGUGACUCCAGCAGUUCCAGUGAUUCUAGUGACUCUAGUGAUUCCAGUGACUCUAGUACUUCCAGUGACUCCAGCAGUUCCAGUGAUUCUAGUGACUCUAGUGAUUCCAGUGACUCCAGCAGUUCCAGUGAUUCUAGUGACUCUAGUGAUUCCAGUGACUCCAGCAGCUCCAGUGAAUCUAGUGACUCUAGUGACUCUAGUAAAUCCAGCGAUUCCAGUGAUUCUAGUGACUCUAGUGAUUCCAGUGACUCCAGCAGUUCCAGUGAUUCUAGUGACUCUAGUGAUUCUAGUGACUCUAGUAACUCCAGCAGUUCUAGUGAUUCCAGUGACUCUAGUGAUUCUAGUGAUUCCAGUGAUUCUAGCGAUUCCAGUGACUCUAGCAAUUCUAGUGAGUCCAGUGAUUCUAGUGAUUCAGGUAAUUCAAGUGACUCCAGCAAUUCUAGUGAUUCCAAAUCUAGUGAAUCAAGUGAGUCAAGCGAUUCCAGCGACUCUAGCAAUUCCAGUGAUACCACCUCAAGCAGUGGCUCCAGCAAUUCAAGUGAAUCAUGCAGCUCAAGUGAUUCAAGCAAUUCUUCUGAUUCCUGCAACAAAAGUAACUCUACAAAAUCUGACAGUGGCUCAAAUCAAAGCAACAGCAGCCAGGGGAGCAAGUGA